AUGAGCAUUAACGCAGGUGAAGUUGAAAGAUUCCUGGACACCCACCCAGAUUUUGCUAGGCAGUAUUUUGAGAAGAAAAUGGGAAAUGGGACCCCGGUUGCCACGACAAAUAGCCACCAACGCUUGGAAGAGUUCACUGGGCUGGGCCAGGAGGAGGAGAGUGAAGCGUUUUUUGAACUGAUCCAAGAUAUGCAGGAAAGCAUCAACAUGGAGAAGGUCGUCUUCAAGACCCUACGGAGAAUCAGUGCCCUGAUCCAUGCUGACCGGUGCAGCCUCUUCAUGUUCAGGCAGCGAAAUGGUACCCCUGAACUUGCAACCCGGCUGUUCAACAUUCAUAAGGAGAGCACACUAGAAGAAUGCUUGGUAGCCCCUGACUGCGAAAUUGUCUUCCCUUUAGACAUUGGUGUUGUGGGGCACGUUGCUCAGACCAAGAAGACCGUGAACAUCCCAGAUGUUGGUGAGGUAAGGCUACCAGUUUGUUUGCCAGUUUGUUUCUGGGACCAAUUCAAGGUGCUCUCAUUAGUACUACUUAAAGCCCUAAACGCCUUAGGCUAGGGGUACCAGACAUCCCCAUUUCCCGGGGACAGUCCCCGGAUUUGCAAAUAAGUCCCCAGACAAAUUCCAUCCCCGGAUUUCAUCUAAUGUCCCCAGGAAAUGCAGUCUCAGCAGCCCGGAGCAGUUGGUUCUGGCUGGCUUCAGGAGCUGCUCGGAAGUCCCCAUACGAUGGUGGUGCAGGGGCUCUCAGAUGCAGCUUCCAGGCUGCUUCCACCUUCCCUGACCCCAGCAACUACGCUGGGAAGGGAGGCUUCAUGCUGCCUAUCGGAGCAGCCUCCCAACUCCUACUUGCGUGCAAGCAGGAGUGGGGCGGGGAUCUCUCCCUUCCCAGCUGAGGCCCCUGUCCACUGGCUGGGAGAAAUCGGGGCGCCCUAGGAUCAAGGCAGAAGCUGUAAUGGUUUUAGUCAUUCCAGGGCCAUCCCGGCAAAAUCGGGACUGUUGGAGGGUAUGUUACAAUCACCAUAGAAUUGCAAACACUGUCUCUUUCCUGAAAUGUCUAAGCCAGCCUGACUUCCAGCUUCAGGGACAUGGGUGGCGCUGUGGGCUAAACCACCGAGCCUCUUGGGCUUGCUGAUCGGAAGGUUGGUGGUUUGAAUCUCCGUUACAGAGUGAGCUCCCAUUGCUCAGUCCCAGCUCUUGCCAACCUAGCAGUUCAAAAACACACCAGUGCAAGUAGAUAAAUAGGUAUCGCUGUGGUGGGAAGGUAAACAGCGUUUCCAUGCGCUCUGCUUUCCAUCAAGGUGUCCCCUUGUGCCAGAAGCGGUUUAGUCAUGCUGGCCACAUGACUUGGACAAAUGCCAGCACCCUCAGCCUGAAGCAAGAUGAGCACCGCAACCCCAUAGUGGCCUUUGACUGGACUUAACUGUCCAGGGGUCUUUUAACUUUUUUUUUAAAAAAAAAACCUUUUUACUGUUCAACUCUUUCACCUGCAGUUUGCAUUCAGACAAAAUUUGUUUGAGCCCCCACCUCACCCAGCAGGUAGGUGUGACCUGAAUCAUUGAUCCCGUCAAUAGUCAACCAGCUGUCCGCCUUGAGAAAAGAAGCUUCAAAAUAGGACAGUAUGGUUGCACUAGGUCAAAGAUCUGUUAUGAUUUCAGUAUAAUUUACUUAUUGUAUAUGUUCUGUGAUGAAUGGAAUGUAGAAAGACUAGCCUAUCACAGACAUCUCUACAGUCAGUUGGGUUAGUUCAAAGUUAUAGCCUGCUUAAUUUUGUAAUUUUGUAUUUACCACACAUCUGUCCCUCAACCUUCUGGAGUGGAUUUAGGAGGUGGGGGCUGCAAAAGGGAGGGGGAAUCACUCAAAAUCACUUACCGUAUUUUUCGCUUUAUAAGACACACCAGACCAUAAGACGCACCUAGUUUAUGGAGGAGGAAAACAAGGAAAAAAAUAUUCUGAAUCCCAGAAGCCAGAACAGCAAGAGGGAUCUCUGCGCAGCGAAAGCAGCAAUCCCUCUUGCUGUUCUGGCUUCUGGGAUAGCUGCACAGCCUGCAUUUGCUCCAUAAGACGCACACACAUUUCCCCUUACUUUUUAGGAGGGAAAAAGUGAGUCUUAUAGAGCAAAAAAUACGGUACUUACUGUUCUGUUGAUGAGAGCCUUACUAUCAGCUAAGCGACACUGUCGGAUAUAACUGAAGGUUUUUGAAAUAAGUGAAAAUCCAGUAUUACUGGAGCUCAUUUCUAAGACUUUCAGAAAAUAAGUUGAUGCCUAAACCGUUGUGAUGGGCAAGUUAGACUUGUUCAGUUUGCUGUGUGUUUUUCUGCUACUUUUAAGGUAUUUGUGCAUCAUGUCAUUUCUAUCUUACACAUUUUGAAAAACCUGAAAUAUAACUGUUUGUAAAAAAAAAUUGUAAUUUUUAAUUAAAAUCAACAGUGUGACCAUUUUAGUACUUUUGUUGAUGAACUCACCGACUACACCACAAGGAACAUCCUUGCAACCCCAAUCAUGAAUGGUAAAGAUGUGGUUGCUGUGAUCAUGGCAGUGAAUAAAGUCGGAGGUCCAUUCUUCAGCAGCGCAGAUGAAAGUGUAAGUGUGAAUACAACUUGUUAGGGAGAAUCUCCUUGCCCAUUAACACUGCCUAUAAGCAUUAUAGCAUCGCCACACCUUGUUGAACUGAUUGAAGCUUUCUUAAUGUUCCCAGAUUUUCCUGAAGUACCUCAAUUUUGCCUCUUUGAACCUGAAAAUUUAUCAUCUUAGCUACCUUCACAAUUGUGAAACUCGAAGAGGUCAGGUAAGGAAAAAAAUAUUUCUGAACGCAAGGUGUCUUUCCCCCACUCGGCCUAAACCUUCUUUAGAUAAGUAGCAACUGCUGUUUCUGCCCCUAAUUUGCCUGGUCUUCUUCUCCUACUCUUGCUUGUCUGAAGAUGAGGGCCAAUAUUUUUUUAAGUCAAAAGCUGACAUAUUUAUUUCCUGCACACAUACCUGGUUUGAAAUUUCAAACAGUGCUCUUGGAAUCUACUCUGUUGUCGAAUCAACUAACAUGUCGAUUUGCUGUUCUGCAGGUUUUGCUGUGGUCAGCCAAUAAGGUAUUUGAGGAACUGACUGACAUUGAAAGGCAAUUCCACAAAUCAUUUUACACAGUGAGAGCAUAUUUGAAUUGUGACAGGUAUUCUGUAGGCCUUCUAGAUAUGAGCAAAGAAAAGGUAAGCUAAGUUUCUAAGAUUUUUUAUUAAGAGUGGUAGCGAGCAUGCUUUGCAUGGAAAAGGAAUCUAGUCCAGUCCUUGGCAUCUCCAAUGUAUAUACAUUAUUAUUAUUAUUAUUAUUAUUAUUUUGUAAUAAUGUCACACCUGGAAAUAUUUAAAUCAUGGGAGGCAUUCACUUUUUGUUUUGUUUUUUGUUUUUUGUCUUCUGAAAUAAUAUUUAUCUCCCUUUCCAGGAAUUCUUUGAUUUAUGGCCAGUUCUAAUGGGUGAAAUUCCCCCUUACUCAGGACCUCGGACUCCAGAUGGCAGAGUAGGUCUUUAAACUGACAAUAAAUAUCUCGUUUCACCACUUGGUCACUUGCUAUGAAUUCUCAUUUCUGUUCUAUUUGUAGGAGAUCAUCUUUUAUAAAGUCAUUGAUUAUAUCUUACAUGGAAAGGAGGAAAUCAAAGUCAUCCCGUAAGUAAAAAAGAAAUGACCUCAUGGGCAAUGCAAAACUAUUUAAGGCACAGGAGCCUUGUUCUCUUUUUCAUCUGGCCACUUUAUUUGCAAAAUAUAUUUGUAAGACAACAUUAGGAACUCUUAUUGAAUCAUACCCCACAACUGUCCCAGGAAAAGCGGGACACACCAUUUUUUCCACACAAGAGAACAGCAGCCAUUUUGGGUUCUGCAAUUUCUCUGUGAAAAGAACACGGGGGGGGGGGGGCUGUGAUCUCAUGUGGGUCGUGUGACUCGCCCGUGAACAUGGCCCAGAAAACAUGCAACCCGGUUUUUGGCCUGGACAUGUUGGAGGGUAUGAAAUGUUAGAAGGGAAAGUAUCAGGAGGCUGGGAUUGCAGUAAAGUUCUUUAAGAAUUUCAGCACGAGUAAUUUAAGUGUGUUCUGUUUGUAGCCAGUCCUAAUUUGAUCAACGUUUUUGUGCAUUUUCUUUUCCAUUUAGAAAUCCUAAGCCAGAUCACUGGGCAUUGGUUAGUGGCCUUCCAACAUACGUUGCAGAAACUGGUUUCGUAAGUAUUUACAUUAGCAUAUUUCCAUGAUUCAUCAAGACAACGUUGGCCAAGAGCUAAAGAACCAUGGGAUGACUUCCAUGUGACCAAAAGAGCUUUGGACUGGUUCUUCUCAAACAGCUCCCGCCCUGUGCCGCAUAGCAAGUAGCCAUCCUGAAAUGAAGGAUAGUUUCAAAAGUAGUUUGUGCUGUGACCUGGAGGUUGUGCAAGAUCUUGGGUGGUCUUGGUAGGAGUGCUUUGGAUCAGAUGGCUUAAAUAAUUCUACUUUAGAUCUAAUUAACAGCAUGUAAAAAAUACAGAUGGAAACUAAACAUUUCUGCAUUUUUUUAAAAGAUUUGCAACAUUAUGGAUGCAGCUUCGGAUGAGAUGUUUACAUUUCAGGUACUGUAAGUGUGUGAUGGUUUUCAUUGCUGCCUCCUGUAUAAUGUUGCGAGCCUCCAUCCAUAGUUCUUCAGGCACUCUGUCCACCAAAUCUAAUUCCUUAAACCUGUUCCUCACUUCCACUGUGUAUUCAUAAGGGAUUUGAUUUAGAUCCACUGGCCCAGUGGUUUUUCCUACUUUCUUCAGUUUAAGCUUGAAUUUUGCUAUAAGAAGCUGAUGAUCUGAGCCACAGUCAGCUCCAGGUCUUGUUUUUGCUGACUGUAUAGAGCUUCUCCAUCUUUGGCUGCAGAGAAUAUAAUCAAUCUGAUUUCAAUGCUGCCCAUCUGGUGAUGUCCAUGUGUAGAGUCGUCUCUUGUGUUGUUGGAAAAAGAGUGUUUGUGAUGAUCAGCUUGUUCUCUUGGCAGAACUCUAUUAGCCUUUGCCCUGCUUCAUUUUGGUGCUCUGGUCCAUGGGGUCACGAAGAGUUGGACAUGACUAAAUGACUAAACAACAACAACAAAGUGUGUGAUUGCAGCUGUUCAUGAGGGGUCCCCCACUGGUGUAUCUUGGGAAGAAGGAAUGAAUGCUAAAUCCAUUUAAGUUUGUAAUGCAGAGCUAUGCUCCUAGUUUAAAUAUGGUACUGUCCAUACGACAUCCUCCUUUACCUUGGGUGAAUAAUAAUAUCACUAUUAUCCAGUGGGUAUUGCCCCCUUGAUAUUGAGGGACGAUUUCCAAUCAUCGUGGGAAAGGGAGGUCAUUAAUGAGGUUCAAUCCUGUGGAUUGUCUCUCCUUUACUUUGAGUCUAUGACGUACAAUCAAGCUAGAGCUGUGAUCUCCCGGAGACUGAGUGACAUUGCCAGACAAGAGGACAUAGCCCAGGUAAAACCAGGGAUGUUCCUAGGGGACCAGAUUUAUCGGACCAUACCAGCCCCCUACCUUGCAGAAAUCCACUAUGUGGAAUACCGUAGACUUCUUACAGCGGCUAGAUUAAAUGUCCUUGACUCUGCGAUAUUGUGGGGAAGGUACAGGGGAGUACCAUACGCCCAGAGAACUUGUCACUGUGCCAUGGGUGUGGUUGAGUCCACCGAACACAUUCUCUUGACUUGCCCUUCUUAUGCAGAGCUUAGACAAAAUUUUAUAGACCCACUCCUAUGUCAAUUCAGCUUCCUACCCGGAGAAAACCAGGUUUUACACUUGCUGAAUAACGCCACUAGAGCUAUACCUUCCUUGGUGGCCAAAUUUCUCUUCUUAGCUUUUAAGCGUCGCAAGACUAUAAUUGACUGUAUUGAUAUGGGGCUAUCUGUUUAGCCCAUUUUAGUGUUGGCUAAGUUUUAAAAUCUUCCUGGAUGUUUUUAACUGUGUAUUGACAAAAUGUACUUUUUUCUGACUGACAGUUGAAUAAAAAGGAUGAACCUGAAUAUCACUAUUAUAUUGGGACAAUGUGCAAUUUAUAGUGACACAUACUUCGUAUGUUGCUUUAAGGAAAGUCCUGUUGAUGAAUCAGGGUGGAUCAUCAAAAAUGUUCUCUCCAUGCCAAUAGUCAACAAAAAGGAAGAGAUUGUUGGUGUUGCUACCUUUUACAACAGAAAAGAUGGGAAGCCCUUUGAUGAACAGGAUGAAACACUAAUGGAGGUGGGUUUCUUUAUUGGAGCUGGAAUUGAAAACAGAUGUUCUUUUGCCCCAUCUUUUUGUGCCUGCCAAAGAGAAUAUUUUAUUCUCUUGUUAAUUAUGCUGUUUUAAAUGUGCAUUUUAUAUUUGACUUCACUUAGCAAUUUUUUGUGGGUUUUUUUUAAAAAAGUUUUUUGUUAACUUUGUUUGUGUUAAAUAUGUAUUCUGCAGUUGACCUCCUUUGUAAUGUUUCCUUUUGAAAUCUUUAAGAUAAUAUUUUAGUUUUCCGUUAAUUAUGUUGCUUUGACAGAUUGGUUUGUUGAUAUUUUAUUGGUGUUUUAAUAUGCUGUAAACCGCUUUGAGAUUUUUCUUAAAAAUAUAAACCGGUGUAGAAAUGAAAUGAAUAAUAAUAAUAAUAAUAAUAAUAAUAAUAAUAAUAAAAGACAGUUGAUUGCAAAAUACUAACACAAUUCUGCAAUAAACCAACAGAGUUACCGUAAUCUUGUACUAGCCUUAGGUUCCUACUCCAUGCAGUAUGCAAAUAAAUAGUUACCUGAUGUAUGGAGCUAGCCUCCCUUUCUUAAAUGUUGGUCUCCCACUUCUUUUUAUGCUACUUCCAUCAGUACCCAACUCUGCUACAAACCCAUUUUACCUUCAAGUUGUACCGUAUGUCUCUCUCACACCUUUAGGCCACUCUUGAACUGGCUUUCUGUACCCUACCGUGCUCAUUUAAACCUCCCCCUUGACUUGAGAUAGUUACUGAUUCUCCCCAGCUAUUGUAUCAUCUUUUGCUUUCUCCGGCUCCUCUUCUCUUUGAUUGUCUACAAUUAAACCGUGUUCCAAAUCCAUGGUUUUAUGUGCAUUUCCCUUAGCUUCUUCUGCAUAUCAUCUUCAAAAAGUCAUCAAAAUAGCCUUCAUCUGUUGGGAUAUGAGAGCUCACCAGCUGCGUGAUAGCAGCACAUUGUUUACAUCAUGUGAUUCUUAUGAUGUUACUGAGCGUGAGACAGGAUGUCCUACGCUGCUCUCAAGGUUGUGUUCUCAGUGUAACUUGAGACCUUCCUGUCGUUGCCUUCUCAUCAACCAGGAGCCCUCAAUAUGUGUUUGGACUGAGUUCCUGAACAACAUCUGGAGAGCACUGGGUUGGCAAAAGCUGCUCUAAAGCCUUAUCUCUUUCUUCUUUGAUUGUAUCAUUCAGAGGCAGAUUUAGGGCUGCAAAACCGGUUCCACCACACAGGGUACAGGAGCCAAGGGGGCAUCUUCCUGCCUUCUUCCCAAAGGCUAGUAAAUGCUGGGCUUUGGGAAGAAGGCCUGAGGGCUCUGACAGGGUCCUCGGGUCCGCCUGUCUCCUUCCCAACACCUAGGUAGCGCUUGCCUAGCUUUGGGAAGGAAGCAAGAGGGCUCUAGGACCCUGCGCCUCCCUCCCAAAGCCCAGUGAGCCCUCACCAGGCUGUGAGAAAGCAGCUUUGGGUUGGUGGUGGUGGGGGAGCAUCAAAUUUUGGCCUCGCACAGGGCACCAUAUUACCAAGGUCCACCUCUGUAUCAUUCCCUCCAGUAAUGGGCUUGUAGUUGUUCUUUUUAAUUUGCUGCUGGUUUUUUAAAAAAGGUUUUUGUUUUUAAAAUCAUGAUAUUGCUAGUGUGUUUUUAACCUGUGGUGUUAGCCACCUCGGCCAUUUCCUUGACUGUAAAAAGGCAGAAUAAAAAUCCUAAUAACAGUUAAUAAACAUAUACAUAUCACCACCGUAUUAGUACUGUUCUUUAAGAGACAUCACUGAGAUCUGGGAGAAGGAGAAGGGCCAACUCCUGUGCAGCUGUAAUAAUAAUAAUAAUAAUAAUAAUAAUAAUAAUAAUUUUUAUUUAUACCCCACCCUCCCCAGCCAAGGCCGGGCUCAGGGCAGCUAACAAGCAAUAAAAAAAAUAAAUAGUAACUUUUGUUUUAUUUCCCAAGUCCUUGACACAGUUCCUUGGCUGGUCUGUGCUCAAUACGGAUACCUACGAUAAGAUGAACAAGCUGGAGAAUCGAAAGGAUAUCGCACAGGACAUGGUGUUCUACCACGUGCAAUGCGACAAGAAUGAAAUACAAGCAAUCCUGGUAUGGUUUUUAAAGCCCUUGGUUUUUUCCCCUCACUCCAAAACCGCUUGUUAAUAUUUUAAACAUUCAAAUCCAGGCUUCUCCCCAUUUCGACUGUUGCCAAUCAGUUGAAAUUAGUGUUCUAGGACCACCCCCCCAAUUUUUUUUUACUUUACUCAUAUUUUUGGGGAAACCAGUGUUGCUUUCAUCAUGUCGCAAAAACUGGCAACACUGAAAUAGAAACUCACACAUCCAUGAGCCCUGAUAUCUUGCAACCACAUGACAAAUAUCCAAGUAACACACAAAUACGUGUAAUAAAGGCCCGGCAGAUUUUUGUUUUCGGUUUUUCACUGGAAAGCAGCAUCAGAAGCCUGCGGUUUUGAGCAGAGUAGGGGGAAGUGGAAAUGGCUGCCCCUUUCAUGUUGGCCGUUCUCCUAAUUAAAUCAUCCCCACAAACUGCUUUGCCCCCCAGCCACCUGGGUUCUAGAUCAUAGCUGUCAACCGUCCCUUAUUUGGCAGAAAACCCCCUUAUCUAUCCCAGUGCCAUUUCCCACUGCUGUCCCGGAUUGAUGAUGUCCCUUAAAUUUCCCGGGUUUCAUGCUCGCCCGGCUCGGGAGGGAAGCAGUGGCUCAGGGUCCUCUGCCUCCAGAGAGCUGGAGCGUCUCCGUCUCUCCCUUUUCCCCCUCAGGGGCGCAUCAUGAGGAGACGGGUGGCGGCGGGCGGGCAGGCAGCCCAUCUCUUGCGAGACUUCCGCCGCACUGCCAGGGGAAGCCAGAGGCGGCAGCGGCGGCUGAGGAGGCGGCCUGAGGGAGGAGGAAGAGGAGGGGAUGGGGUGGCGCUUCAGCGGCUGCCGCAGCGCCACAACCGCCUCAUGCCGGGCUGGCGGGUGGCGUGGGUGAAAGUCCCCCUCCCUCCCUCCCUCCCUCCCUCCCUCUCUCUCGGGCGGGGAAGGGCCGAUGGAACUCCUCACUCCAAGAUGACGGCAUCCCCGACGUGCUGCUUAGCAUCCCCUCCAGCCAGUGCAGCAUCUUAAUGUAGUGAUUUCCCCCUCUGCAUCCCUUUCAUAACUCUAUAUUUAUAAAUCACUUGUCCAUCCAUAGUUCAAAUUUUUACUACAAGUUUUCUGUCAAUCCUACCAGUGUAUGUAACUCUUUACAAUAGCUUUUCCAAUAAAUUAUAAACUUCCCCCAUUCUUUAUUAAAGAGGUCCUCUUCCUGGUUUCUAAUUCUGCCAGUAAGCUUUGCCAUCUCCACGUCGUUCAUCAGUUUUGUCUGCCCCUCUUCUUUGGUGGGAGUUGUAGACCCUUAGGAUCAUCUGGUCCAACCCCCUGCAAAACACAGUCAGGGGCAGCCAAAGCAGAAUGGCUUCAUCAGUGGUGGAUUUCUGUAUAAACUAAGCCAAAAUCCCUUAUUUUGGCUGCUGGUCCCUUAUUUUCAAAUCUGUAAGUUGACAGCUAUGUUCUAGAUGCAUAUUUACCUUUCCCUAGAACCCUGACAUGGGGAAGGCAUCUUGGGUGGCCAAUUCUGAGUGAGAAAAUGGUUGGUGGAGAAAGGGAUAAACAACAAGCCCUCCUUCUCUGCUAUUCCUCCAUUCAAAGUGUACAGGCUUAUGAGGCUGCUUUUCAAUUAUGUGUAAUUUACUCCUUGAAAAGAAUAUUUGCUUCAAUGCUGCAGACGGAAGGAUUGAAUAUACUUCCCAAGUAGGGAUGAGGAAGACAUGUAGAGGGAGAGAGGGCACUUUUGUAAUAAUUUGGAUGUUUAAAUUGCUUUUAAAGGGUUAUGUAAGUUUGCAUGAGGAAGAGUUGUCAAGUCUCACUCUUUAAAGUACAGUAUGCAUAUAUAUAUAUAUAUAUAUAUAUAUAUAUAUAUAUACACACAGAGAAAGUUGGUCUCUGUGACUGUGUACACAUUUCCAUUUACUACAGCUCCACUGCCCUCCCACUGCUGUGGACGCUGUGGACACGUGAUGUUAGCCGCAAUCCAUAUUUAUCCUGUUGUUUCUUGAGAACUUAUGUCUUACGUGUUUUCCCUCGCACCAUCUGAUUUGAAAAUGUAAGCCACAUUCACUUCACAGUUCAGCUGAGGUGUGUACAUUUGAGACAGCUGCUGCACAUGCUCAGUGGGCUACUUCCUGAGUCGGAGUUCAGGGAGUCUUACAGGCACAGGGAAAACUAAUGUGUCCAUUAGCCUUUGCAUGAGUGGUAUUUCAGACACUUGUCAGUAGGUGCCAGAAUGACAUUUGCUCAGCAGCCUCACACACCCUGUCACCAGUAGCAUCCUUGUAGCAUUAGAUCUGCCUUAGGCACCAAAACGUCUUGGCCCAUCUCUGAGUGUUGUCAGCCAUAAUUCAGCUUGUAUAUGUCUCCACAGCCGACACGACAGAAACUUGGGAAAGAGGUUGCUGAGUGUGAUGAGGAAGAGUUGACUGCAGUUCUAGUGAGUGUCCACAUGGCUUGUUCCGGGUUAAUACCCUUCUUUUGAAAUUUCACAGUUAAACUUUCUCCCCUGCCAAAGUCAUACAACACAGAUUAUAAUAUAACCAGGGGAAACAUCUCCCCCAGCAGAGCUGGGUGUGCAAGGUGUAUCAGCAGAGUCCAAUAUCAAAGAAUAUGAUCAAUACUAUUGGGAUGGACAAUAAAUGGCAAAAGUGGUGUUGUCUCCCAGCCCAGCUCCUGGCAGCUGGUCAAUUUUUAUGGUGCAGCUUUUACAUGUAAAAAAGCAAAAUUGAUUUUUAGUGUGUGAUUCCCCCAACCAGCUCUGUCAGCGGAAGGCCUUCUGCUUGCUUUAGGAUGUGUCUUGCAAGCUUGAAUGCUUGUGCAGAUGGAACAAUUGGAAGAACGCAACACUAAUUCCACCUGUAAAAGAAGAAUAGAAGGGGGGGAAAGUUGUUCCUUACUUUAAUGUUACUUCUUGGUUGAGUGCUGGUUUUAUUAUCAAUCUUUUUCAUUCACUUGGAGGUUGGGUUGUGUAGAAAAUUGCACACUUUGGGCUCCUAAGAAUACAGGGUAACUAAACUUUCAGUGGGACACAGGUGGCACUGUGGGUUAAACCACAGAGCCUAGGGCUUGCUGAUCAGAAGGCCGGCAGUUUGAAUCCCCGCAACAGGGUGAGCUCCCGUUGUUCGGUCCCUGCUCCUGCCAACCUAGCAGUUCAAAAGCAUGUCAAAGUGCAAGUAGAUAAAUAGGUACCACUCUGGUGGGAAGGUAAACGGCGUUUCCGUGUGCUGCUCUGCUCUGCUCUGCCAGAAGUGGCUUAGUCAUGCUGGCCACAUGACCUGGAAGCUGUUCGCCGGCUCCCUCGGCCAAUAAAGUGAGAUGAGCGCCGCAACCCCAGAGUCGGUCACGACUGGACCUAAUGGUCAGGGGUCCCUUUACCUUUACCUUAAUCUUUCAGUAGCUAUUUCAAUUGCUGGCGUCUCUGAAUAAGCCAAAAGUGGUAUUGGCACAAAAUCUUAAAACAGGAAAGCAGAAUGAGUGAUGUGUCUUAGAUCCCAAGACCAGUUUGACUCUCAGGCUAUUAGUAUUGGAUAUAUUUAUUAAUGAAAUUUGUGCAACAAACGUUAUUUGGGCAACCUCAUAACAAAGUUCUCUCGGCAGCCUACAUGAAAUAUCCAUUGGCCGAAAGAGACGAUAAUCUUUGGCAAUUGAUUUAGCUCCUUUGUAGAAGCAAAAUUUGCCCUCCAUCACAGCAAGAAGCAGCGCCAACACAAAUAUUAUUGUGUCGAUCACAUAUGGGCGCAUAAAAAUAAUUGGCCCAGCAGCCACAGUUUGGGAGAUUUUUGAGAAAUGCUUGGUACUUGGUCAGUGGGAUUUGCACCACUUCAACCAAUGCUCAGACUCUCCCCCUGCUCCAGAAAGAACAACUUCCAGAUCCUGCACAAUUUGAGAUCUACGAUUUCCACUUUUCUGAUUUGGAAUGGACUGAACUUGACCUUGUGAAAUGUGGCAUUCAGAUGUAUUAUGAACUUGGAGUGGUGAAAAAAUUCCAGAUUCCACAGGAGGUAAGUGACCACUUUAAUCUGUGGGCUAAUUCUCUCAGUUGUCCACAUGAGGAUAUUGUAUACUACAUAUAUUUUCCUUUGAUCUGUUGUUUGUCUGUAACAUAUUUUGGUCCCUUGACUAUUAAAUCCUAAUUGAAUGACUGGCAUCUACCCACUUCUCCCAAGCUCCAGAAAAUCCAUGAGACAGCAGCAACCUACAUGAGGAAGCCACAGUCUGGUAGAGACUUGCAGCCAUUUGGGGGCUGCGAUUCUUUCCUCUGAGACCUGAGGUCUAGGGAAAACUUGUAUAUACUUUCCCCUCUCCUUAGUAACGUUCAUUUAAUUUAUUGCAAUGAAAACUUUGCAGAUUCCAAAAAUACUCCAGAAAGUGAGCCAGUGGUUUGUUUGUUUGUGAGCCCCCAUCCCCAUCCCCAUUUUAUGACAACAAUCUCAUCUGUUUCUGGCUGCAGAGUUUUCAAAACCUGCGCUUACUAAAGUUCUGUUUUCCCAGGUCCUGGUGAGGUUCAUAUAUUCCGUCAGCAAGGGUUACAGAAGGAUUACCUAUCACAACUGGCGCCAUGGCUUCAAUGUUGCACAAACCAUGUUCACACUUCUCAUGGUAUCUCGGUCUUUACUGAUAUUUUUCCUUCCCAAGAUGCUGUUUCAGCUGAGAUCAACUGCCCUCUCUUUAUAUGAUUUUUAUCCUCCCAUCCCCUUGAGUUAGACUCCCUUUGUCCUUAAAUGAACAAAGAAUAAGUCUUACUGCAGGAAGAGUUAUCAGCCUUUUCUGAUGGUUUGCAUAAGAGACUGUUCGUCUGUUUUUGCAGAAUUUUAAUCCCACUCUUCAGCCCCAAAAGCUCCCAAUGUGGGAGUUUAGAGCCCCUACUGUCAGGUUUACAUAGUGCUUCUUUCCCCCCCUAAAAAAAUGUUUAGGGGUACUUUCAUUUUCCUACUCAUAUUAAAAUACUGCCCCUCAACGAGGCCAAACUUAGAUUCAUAAAAUGUUUUGGGGUAUGCGUACCCCUGCGUUCCCCAGGGAAAAAAGCACUGGGUUUACAAACUAAAGGACACACACACAACACAAAAGGAAAGUGGGUUGUGUCUUUUUUGUGAGGGGUGGGGAAUAAGCAAACUCAGGUGCAAGUUCUUGGUUACAAGGUCUUCUAAUGAUCAGUUAGGGUAGAAAAGUUCAAGGAAAGUAGGGUAGAAAAGUUCAAGGUGCAAAAGUUGCUGGUCUCUCAGCUGUUAUGAGUGGUCCUGUAUUUGUGCUUCUCCUUUAACAUCUGCAGCAGCUUCUAGCUAAUAUUUUCUGCCUUUGCUGUCCUAUCUAUGAAACGCUUAAGAACUCAGAAGGGUCUGUGGAAUAAGUUUAUACAGCCAGUGGAAUCAAACAGUAAAAAAAUUCCUGGGCUAUAUACUACUUCACACCACAGGUGGAGGGAUUAAGGAUUGUAUAUUUGAAUGCUUUUCACUUUAAAUGCAUCUUGCAUUCCAAGUUCAAAUUUUAGUUCUGUAUCUGCCUAGUAGAAUAGGUUUUUGACUACUAGUAAGUAGCAAUGCCAAGUGAAUUUUCUACUAGAAGCACUAAUCAAAACCUGUGAUCCUUACACGGUAUAGACAGGCAAUCUGAAACAGUACUACACAGAUCUUGAAGCGCUUGCAAUGGUGACUGCGGCUUUGUGUCAUGAUAUUGACCAUCGAGGGACCAACAAUCUUUAUCAGAUGAAGUAGGUUCUAUUGUGCUGGUGUUUGAUGUGCGUGAGGUUUUUAAAGUAUGCAAAGUCUAGCCAGCUUUCAAAGAAUUUUAAAUAUUUGUGUUAAUUCUUUACUGUCUGCAGUUUUAGAUAUGAUUUUAUUCUUCCUAAUUGAUAUGCCUUUCUGUUGAUUUUUGUUGUUGUAAAUUGUUGUAAACCUCUCUGGAAUUAGCAAUGAAGCAUAGUCUGAAAGUGUGUUGAGAAGAAUACAUCUAUCAUAGCUCAAGGGCACAGUUUCAGCUGGCCAGAUGGAAGGAGGUGAAGUGUGGGUGGGUUCCCACAAGGCAAGACACAGUUAUAACAGCAAAGAACCUUUAUUGAACUAACAGAACUGGACAACAGGGGCAAAGCAACUGCUUAUAUACAUUUCUGAAGGCCUGGGCCACUCCCACUCCCAACGUGAUUGGCUGUCUAAACUUCCAAGCUGCGAAUCACGACUCAGAGUUUAAGGGCCAAUGGCAGAGGCCCAAAUCCUGAAAUGUUCUGUGAUAGGAUACCAUGUAUCAAAUCAGAACACAGGAGCUCAGAAUCCUUAGUCCAGACUCAAGCUCAGGCAAACACAGACCGCUGAAUACAUAACAGGAGGCGUGAGGACAUUGUUCAGCUGCUGUUCUGUGGGUUCUCCUCACUGAGCCAAUUUGGGAGGGGAAACCCCAUUACUCAAGCAGAAGUCCUUGCACGGGCUUCCAUGGACAGUAUUCUGGCUCUUUGUACAUAACUUUCACUGUCAAGCUCUUCUUGAAAAGAGCUUAAACUCACAGUUUAAGAAACGAAAAUAUCUGGUUGCUAUUUUUGUUUUGUUUCUCAAGUCCAAAAAUAACAUUUCACAUACUAAGUUUUGCUUUUUGUUUCUAACUAUCCCCUUUCAAUUUUGUCCUUCGGAAAUAUUUCCUAAUAGAUCACAACACGCGUUAGCCAAACUUCAUGGUUCAUCCAUUCUGGAGAGACACCACUUGGAAUUUGGCAAGUUUCUACUCUCAGAAGAGGUUUGUGGUCCAUACUUUUCAUACCGCAUAUUUGGAGAAAUGCUGAUUAGAUUUCGCAUAGGUUUUUUUGUUUUUUAAACUACAGACUGAUGUGGAAAUAAGGAGAGCUGAACUUAACAGUGGGGAAAUGAGAAACCAAGAGAAACCAAAACUGACAGAUUUCUCUCCAUGUGAAACAAAGUAUUAGGGGAAAGAUGUAGAUACCCAAAAUGAUGAAUUCUAGUCUUCCACUCUGAUCUAUGCAUUUCCCCCUCUUUAGUCUCUGAACAUUUACCAGAACCUUAACCGGAGGCAAUUUGAACAUGUGAAUCACUUGAUGGAUAUUGCCAUUAUAGCUACGGACUUAGCAUUGUACUUCAAGUAAGUUAUUAAUAGAUUUGCUACGGAAAUUCAAGAUGGUGGACGUUUUCCUUCAAAGCAUUCAUUUAUAUUCUUAUGGAGAAGGAAGCAGAACAAGCUGAGGAUGGGAUAUAGGAUAGGCAUUUUCCUUGGUAUCGUAUCGCAAGUGCCCACACAGUCUAUUUAGGAGAUACACCACAGUUCUUUUUCUUUCAGGGACAACCGUCCCCCGGCUGUUGUUGGCAAAACAACACACACAACACAAAAAGGGAAUGGGAGGGGUGGAAGGGUGAUUGCUGAGGCAAAGCAGCAGAGCGACACAGUUCUUUGUAUGGAAAGUGGUUUAUUUGCUUUGGUUCAAGUUAAAGCCAAGGAUUUGAAGACAAAUCUUAAAAACUUUCUACGUGCAUGCAGUUAGCCUGCAGAAAAUAUCCUGUUGGCUUUCCACUUUAGAGACAAUCUGGUCUGGUCUACAACAACAAAGCAUAUAAAAACAAACAGCAGUAAAACACUGCCAUUUACUGCCUUUGAGUAAUAAUAAUAAUUUAUUAUUUAUACCCCACCCAUCUGGCCGGGUUUCCCCAGCUACUCUGGGCGGCUUCCAACAAAGUAUUAAAAUACAGUGGUCUGUUAAACAUUAAAAGCUUCCCUUAAUAGGGCUGCCUUCAGAUGUCUUCUAAAAGUCUGGUAGUUGUUCUUCUCUUUGACAUCUGGUGGGAGAGCAUCCCACAGGGCGGGUGCCACUACCGAGAAGGCCCUCUGCCUGGUUCCCUGUAACCUCACUUUUUGCAGUGAAGGAACCGCCAGAAGACCCUCAGAGUUGGACCUUGGUGUCCGGGCUGAACGAUGGGGGUGGAGACGCUCCUUCAGAUAUACAGGACUAAGGCCGUUUAGGGCUUUAAAGGUCAGCACCAACACUUUGAAUUGUGCUCGGAAACGUACUGGGAACCAAUGUAGAUUGGCUUUCAAGACCAGUGUUAUGUGGUCUCGGCGGCCGAGUAGUGUCCAGAUAAGGUCUCUGUCCAAUGCCAGGACAGUCCCAGGGACAAAACCUUAUCUAAUACAGUGAAGGGAGUUUUAUCUCAUAGGUUCUUUCUCAUUCUUCUGAUCUUUGUGAGUGUAUCUUGGAAGAAAGGUGAGAGAUAAGGAGAAAAUGUGGUAUAUGAGCUAACUAUGGCUAUACCCCACCACCCAUAAAAAUGAGGUGCCAAUAUUUGUAUACUGAUAAAAGUGCCACCAGCACAAAAUGGCUCCCCUAGACAGCAAAAAAAAACUUAAAAAGUAACUUGAGUGAUUAAAAAAACAAACACCUUGAAGAGCUUUUGCUCUUAGUAUUGGGCUAUCAAAAGGUGAUAUGAAUUCAUAUCAAGGCAUAGAAAGGGUUUAACCUUCUUUCGUUUCCUAUCUGCAACCUUGUUGUUAUUUUUUAAGAAAGAGGACAAUGUUUCAGAAGAUUGUUGAUGAAUCCAAAACCUACAACAGUGAGAGAGAGUGGGUUGAAUAUUUGUCCUUGGAGACAACAAAAAAAGAGAUUAUCAUGUAAGUGAUUUUUUUUAUCAAAACGAAACAAAAAUGGUUUGCCUGAACAAAUGAGUGACAAUGAGCAACCAUGAUACCUGUUUCAUAUGUUAAAUAUUUAUAUUGAGGCAAGCUGUUCAGUAACAUCCUGAGAUGUUGCAAAUUAAGAGGCUGAAAGGAAAAUAGCACACUGUUGCAUGAGAAGAACAAAGGAACAUUUAUUGUCUUUGCUGGCCAGACAGACAGGCUCAGUGGAUUAGCAUCCAACAGGACUGAGCACCCUCCAAAGAAGGGGGCUUCCUAAUAGACUUUUCCCUUAUCUGUUAAGACUAUACAUAUGCAUGGAGUACCUUCCAACCAUUUGGGAAUAAUGCCCUACUAGUGGUUCCGUAUAAGGACUCUGGUUAAUUGCAUAUUACCGGAAAUGUGUGUGCGUCCUAUGGGGCGAAUGCAGGCUUCCGCUGAAGCCGGGAGAGCGAGAGGCGUCGGUGCGCACCGACCCCUCUCGCUCUCCAGGCUUCAGGAAGCUAUCCACAAGCCUCGCGCGCCCGGCGGGAGGUCCCGCCGGGUGUGCAAAGCUUGGGGCGGCAGCCUGCAGCCUGCAGCCCGAAGCACUGGGUGCGCUGCGGAGCACGCCCCGUGCUUCAGGCAGAUGUCCGCAAGCCUUGCGCACCGGGCUCACAAGGCUUGCAGGCAGCAGCCUGUUCUGGGGGCUGGGGUCGGGGGAAAGCUCGUCCUAUGGGGCGAAAAAUACGGUAAUUAAGCAAGCAAACAAAGGACUCUCUGAGCACCUUCAUGCAGCAUGUGGGCUUCUGUAUUUUGCAUACACUUUGCUAUGUGGUAACAAGAUAAGGAGUAAAGCCUUAAGGACAGAAUGUCUCCUGAUACAAUGGGGCAACUCUUUGGUGCAAGAUUAGCUGCAGGUCUCUAAUUGCCACAUUGGGAGGGCAGAUGAUGCUCUUGAGAUCACAUACUUGGUGCAUGCUACAGCAAUAGAUUGGGGGGGAGGAAACAGGAUCCCAGGAAAAUGCAUUAUUAUGCUUUGGACCACAAUCCCCCAACAGAUGCCCUGACAAUGGAGCAUCAGUAUUCAAUCCUUGUGGUAAGGACCUCCGAUUUUUUCAGGAACUAAAGCACAACUUAAACACAAUUUUGUUCAUUGGGUUUGCCGGCAUUAUUAUUUACAUCUGCUUAAAGAGAACAAGGCGUUUGCUGUUUCAUCUUCAGCCAUGAUCCAUCUGUGCUGAUUCAGCUGUUCCAGGCCUUGAAUCUGAAAAAAACAAUGAGGAUACUCCACAAGGUGUCUAAAUCUACUCUUCAAAGCUUUUAACGGUUCCCUCCCACUAGGGCCCAUGCUCAGAGCAGAGUGUGCUUCUCAGUAAUUGAAACCAAUUGGAUUAGAUGAGCCAUUUUAGCAGCAGCUAAGGAACCAGGAGCCCUUUAGGAUUGGGGAUUAAAAAUGGAAGCUUUAAAGACAUGGGCAGCGUGGCUAGCUGCUAUAUUAGCAACUACACUGCACGCACACACACACACACACACACACACACACACACGAAUAGCACACAUAUAUAGGGUGGGUUUUGAGGCAUGAAAGGAAAUAACUGUGCCAGUGUUCCACAUUGCAUCUUAUACAUUAGAUGCAUAGGCAUAAAAGCUCACCCCCUGUCUGUGCUACUAAGUCUUUUAUAGGAACUAUAAACCCAGGAUUAAGGAGAUUUGACUACAAGGUCAAAAGAGGCAAUUGUGUUAUCUAGACAUAUGACAGGCUUGCCGCAGCCAGCUGUACCAUCCCAACUAAAUUUAAUAAAUAUGAUUUCAGGAUAAAAUGAUACAUAUCUUGGUAGAAUUCUGGGGUAUAGGGCUGAAUCAAGGAUUUUUGCCGCCUGAGGCAAAGGACAAGAUGGCUUCCCCUCUCCACUUCAUGCACGGAAACCAUCUGGACUGGUAGUUGAGUACAGUGGUACCUCGGGUUAAGGAAUUCGUUCCGGGGGUCCAUACUUAACCUGAAACUAUUCUUAACCUGAAGCACCACUUUAGCUAAUGGGGCCUCCUGCUGCCGCCGCGCCGCCGGAGCACGAUUUCUGUUCUCAUCCUGAAGCAAAGUUCUUAACCUGAGGUACUAUUUCUGGGUUAGCGGAGUCUGUAACCUGAAGCGUAUGUAACCUGAAGCGUAUGUAACCCGAGGUACCACUGUAUUAUCAUUUCAACACUGGUCAUGGGAUAGUUUCCUUCACAGCAGCUGAGGCAGCAGUCUUGUUUGGGAAAUGAGGGUAGGCUGGGCCAUUAUCAUAGGUCCUCCGACGGAGAGGAAAGGCUGGGGAGCUUCAGAGAACUGGUCAGGGCGCUGCUGCCACUGCCUGCUAAUAUUGGCUCUCUCAGGUGGGGCUGGUCCUGUUGGUGUAAAACAACACCAGGACAAAGUAGUUUCUGCAGCCAGGAGAAACAGACUUCUACACACAAGUCUCCACUCUUUCUCCCUGCCAAAUCCCACAUUUCUCAGACUGAUUCCACUCUGCCAGACCUCCUUGAUGCCUUCUUAGUGUUGUAAGUGGGGCUGCUUUUAAGAUUGCUCGUAAGUUUAACAUGUGCAAAAUACAGCAGCAAAUUGCUGCCCGGGACAGGGGGAACGGAACUUCUAUUACCUGUCUUAACUGCACUGAUUCUCUGUUUCUCUUCUGCCCCCUCCUCUUUUUCUAUAGGGCUAUGAUGAUGACUGCCUGUGACUUAUCUGCUAUCACGAAACCCUGGGAAGUACAGAGUAAGGUCAGGUGCCCGGUGCAGAGUACCCAUUCUUUAAUGCAUAGACUAAGAGCACAUUACUGGGACGCGGGUGGUACUGUGGGUUAAACCACAGAGCCUAGGACUUGCCGAUCAGAGGUUUGGCGGUUCGAAUCCCCGCGACGGGGUGAGUUCCCGUUGCUCGGUCCCUGCUCCUGCCAACCUAGCAGUUCGACAGGAUGUCAAAGUGCAAGUAGAUAAAUAGGUACCGCUCUGGCGGGAAGGUAAAUGGCGUUUCUGUGUGCUGCUCUGGUUCGCCAGAAGCAGCUUAGUCAUGCUGGCCACAUGACCCGGAAACUGUACGCUGGCUCCCUCGGCCAAUAAAGCGAGAUGAGCGCCACAACCCCAGAGUCGGUCACGACUGGACCUAAUGGUCAGGGGUCCCUUUACAUUUACCUUUAAGAGCACAUUGCCAAAUUCUAGGUUUCCUCAUCUUAUGGUUUAUUACAUAACAACUCCAUCAUUGUAGAAGGUACUUUACAGAGUUAAAAUAAGCAAAAGGCAGGAGACAACUCCAGUAAGCUCUUAAACUCUAAGAGUGUGGAAUUGAGGACAAAUGUGUUAUUUUCCUUUCUCUUUCACUCAUCAACGUGCUUCCACCCAUUUGUGAACAGCAUCCCAAAAGGUGGAUAUCGUUCCUUUUAGUGUUCCUAUCAAUACAAUUCAAAGGGGAGGCAGCCUAUAAGAUUUAACGAGCAUAUAUAUUUAAUUUGAAAGCGUGUGAAAAAGUGUUCCAGGUCUAGUAGCAGAACCCAGAAGAUGUAAGGAAUUCUUUCCAUGCAUCAGUAGAGAUUGGAUUUUUAAAAAUAUGAUUAACUUCAACGAAAGCUGGAAACAAAAAAGUUUGGGGAAAGAAGUAACCAUUGAAACAUGUUCCCCACCCUAAUUAUUCUAAAAGUGAGCACUGAUAGCAGUAAGGGAAUUUAUUAUCCAGUUUGCAAGCUGUCAUGCUGGCCACAUGACUCGGAAAAACUGUCUGCAGACAAAUGUUAGCUCCCUCUGCCAGUAAAGCGAGAUGAGCGCUGCAACCCCAGAGUCGUUCGCGACUGGACUUCACUGUCAGGAGUCCUUUAUCUUUUUAUGCAAGCUGCUAAACUGCAAAUGCCCCAAAGCUUAGGCAUUUGUUUUUCCUGGAUACAGGUGGCACUACUUGUAGCAGCUGAAUUCUGGGAACAAGGAGAUAUGGAAAGAAAUGUACUUCAGCAACAACCUAUUGUAAGUUCUCUCCCUACACUUCUUAUUAUUUUCAAAGUUGAUGUAAACAAAGAAAAGAAAUCAGAGUGACUAUAUAUGGAAUAAUCCAAUAAAGGGAAAGUGGAUAAAUAAUGCUAUCAAGGAUAACCCUCCCCCAUAUAAUUACAAACUAACAAUGUAAAAUCAAAACCAAAUCAGUAACAUGGAAACCCAUCAUGGGAAAGGGUGAAGCUUUCUGAAAUACUGCUUAACAUGGCACUUUCAAAACUGGAUGAGGGUGACUGCAUAAGGCAACUGUCUCUCCUUGUUUUGCAUUCCAGCAUAUUUUAAAGGGGGGGCAUUCUUGUUAAAACUCAUUGCACCCUUUACGAUUUAUGAUUUACUCAUAAGAUCCAUGAGAUCUUGCUUAAAAUGGCAGAAUCCCACAAUUUAACAAGCCACUCCUGAAUUUUUGAGUGCUGUCUAUGUAGAAAGACUGGGCCAUUAUAAAGAGAUUUAGUGGUUCUUAAUUGAUUGGUGAUGUGAUAAUGUUGUAUUGUAUUAUUUAUGCAAAUCGAUUUUCUCUGGAGUUAAAGAUCUGACUGGGACAAGCCUUGUUAUGUUGAGCUCGUAUUUUGCACAAUUUGUAUACGGUGUCUGUUUGAUAAUGGUGGUUUGUUAUGCCUAAUAAAGGAUAAAAAGCCACUCACAUAGCUGUGCCAUUUCCUUCUCCUCUCCCCUAAUAAUAAUAAUAAUAAUAAUAAUAAUAAUAAUAAUAAAAAAAUACUUGACAGAUAGUAGUGCAUCCUUGCUGCAACAACCAAAUGAAGCAAUAAUUUCUCUUUGCCUUUUGGAGAAUCUUUCAAUAUAUUCAUAGAAAAUGUUUGGACUCUACACAUAUUCUGCAACCCCAAAUCAUUUUGGGAGCGUGUGUGUGUGUGUGUGGAUAUUUCUUAAAGCCUGUUCCAACCUUAGUAGAAAAAAUAGUGCAGAGUGCAUUGUCUCUAUUCAUUUUCAGCAGGGAACAGGCAAUGGUAAAGCCGGGGGUAGCCUUGUCGAAACAUGAACAUCACACCAGAAUCAUGAUGUGAGUCCUUCCACAUGGGAUAGCUGUAUCUCCCCUCCCCCCCACACACACUUAACCAUAAGAAGAUGAGGAAAAUGAGGGGUGGAGGAUCCCCAACCCUGUUUUAGUGGGAGCCAAAUCACAAAAAUUUAGUCCCCACUGCAUGAUAAUCCUCCCAGUGCAAUACCAGAGCAGGAAACAGUAGCCACCAAAUUAUAUAUGAAAUAGUAAAGGAGUACAUUAAGAGACAGGGAUGCGGGUGGUGCUGUGGGUUAAAACACAGAGCCUAGGGCUUGCCGAUCAGAAGGUCGGCGGUUCGAAUCCCCGCGACGGGGUGAGCUCCCGUUGCUCAGUCCCUGCUUCUGCCAACCUAGCAAUUUGAAAGCACAUCAAAGUGCAAGUAGAUAAAUAGGUACUGCUCCGGCGGGAAGGUAAACGGUGUUUCCGUGCGCUGCUCUGGUUCACCAGAUGCAGCUUAGUCAUGCUGGCCACGUGACCCGGAAGCUAUACACCGGCUCCCUCGGCCAAUAAAGCGAGAUGAGCGCGCAACCCCAGAGUCGGUCACGACUGGACCUAAUGGUCAGGGGUCCCUUUACCUUUACCCUUUACACCACCUUUACAUUAAGAGACAUCACUUCAUUGACAUUGUACAGAAUCCUCCUUUACAGAGGACAGAUCUCUAUUUGAAGGUGUCCUUCAUUUGAAGCUGCCCUGUCUAAGUCUGGUUUAAAGAUAAGGAACCAUAAAAAGGACAGCAGCCGCCCUGAAAGUGCCUAUCAGCAUUUUGUAGCCCCUAGGAAGCAGGUGAACAGGUAUUCAAGUCACCCAGUGCCUUCUGUACUGUGGUGAGAUGUAUUUCUAUUUAAAUUACAAUGGUUAUUUCUAAAUUUCCACCUAAUGCAUAUAAACCACCAUAUGCAAAUUGGUGCCUUCCCUGUUUUUUGGUAUGUAAAUCCUCUUUUUUGGCAGUGAAUAACUGAGUGCUGGUCUUGCCCCCUUUCCAACAGUCUUGCUGAUUACAGCCCAUUUAUUUCGACCCACGAAAAUUAAAGGAAGCCACUAAGAAUAGUGUGCACUUUUAUCUGUAGAACACAGUCCUGGCUUCAGUUUCUUGGCCAGGACAUUAUUACUAGAGCACAACAGAGACCAGAAUAAAAUGAUUAUAAUAAUUUUUAAAGUUAUUGCUGUUUUUCCCCCCUAGCCUAUGAUGGACAGAAGGAAAGCUGCUGAGCUUCCCAAACUUCAAGUUGGUUUCAUUGACUUCGUAUGCACCUUUGUUUAUAAGGUAAGAAGUUAGUACUCAAUAUCUACUAGGCCCUUAAACUCUAGCUACUGGUAGUUAAGGUAAAUAAUUUUUAAUUAGAGCUAACAUUUUCAAAUGUUUUAAAAUAAUGACACAAUUUAGGAAACUAAGAUUGCUUCUGCACUAGAUGUUUCCUCAACAAUUACCAUACUUUGUUCACUCACAUAUUAUUGUUGCAUUCUAGUACUUUCUGUGUUGUCCUCCCCGUUUUUUUCAGGCCUGAUUUGUGGCAAAUUUUUGCAACGCAAACCAGUUAUAGGUAAUUUUUUUUUAAAAGGUAAAGGACCACUGGAUGGUUAAAUCCAGUCAAAGGCAACUAUGGGGUUGUGGCACUCAUCUUGCUUUCAGACCAAGGGAGCCGGCAUUUAUCCACAAACAGGCCAUGUGGCCAGCAGGACUAAACCGCUUCUGGUGCAACGGGACACAGUGACAGAAACCAGAGCGCAUGGAAACGCCGUUUACCUUCUCGCCACAGCCGUACCUAUUUAUCUAUUUGCACUGGUGUGCUUUCGAACUGCUGGGUUGGCAGGAGCUGGGACAGAGCAAUGGGAGCUCACCCCGUCAUGGGGAUUCGAACCGCCAACCUUCUGAUCGGCAAGCCCAAGAGGCUCAGUGGUUUAGACCACAGCGCCACCCGCGUCCCAGUUAUAGAACUACUGUGUGUACUAUGGGUAGGCAAGUUGCUAUUGAUGCUCUUAAGGGCUACUUAAAGGCUACCCUGAGAUUAAGAAUCUCAUGCUCUACCAACUGAGCUAUGAACAUAUUUAGUAACUGAGCAAUGGCUACAUAACUUCUUACCUCUCAACUGUCCCUCUCAGCUAUGCUCUGGAUGAGCUCUGCAAGGAAGGCACCUAUGCUGUUAAUUUUCUUGAAAACAAUCUACCACUUGGUUUAACAAGAAAGUUGGAUUGAUGUUGUGAAUUGUAUUUGAAAUGUUAAAAUAUGAUCUUUCCCACAGACAUUUCUUAGCUACAGACUUACCACUGAAAUUGAGAACCAUUUUAGAAAAUGGAUUUAUUACAGAUCUUUUUAUUAUGGGUAAUUCAUAGGGGACGGGGGUGGCACUGUGGUCUAAACCACUGAGCCUAGGGCUUGCCAAUCAGAAGGUCGGCGGUUCGAAUCCCCGUGACGGGGUGAGCUCCUGUUGCUGGGUCCCAGCUCCUGCCCACCUAGCAGUUCGAAAACAUGUCAAAGUGCAAGUAGAUAAAUAGGUACCACGUCAGCGGGAAGGUAAACGGCGUUUCCGUGCGCUGCUCUGGUUUGCCAGAAGCGGCUUAGUCAUGCUGGCCACAUGACCUUGAAAAACUGUCUGCAGACAAACGUCGGCUCCCUCGGCCAGUAAAGCAAGAUGAGCUCCACAACCUCAGAGUUGUUCGCGACUGGACUUAACUGUCAGGGGUCUUUACCUUUACCUUUAAUUCAUUUUUAAUCUGCAAGAAGAAACAAAAGUGCAACAAUAAAUAUUUAAACAUCAUCAACAUUUUUAGUGAUUGGUUUAAAGAGACAAGACAGCCAGAAAACUGAAAAUGCUUUGGGUUUCUACCACUACUGCCUUUUUUUGUUUGCAUCAGGAAUUUACACGGUUCCAUUCAGAAAUUCAGCCAAUGUAUGACAGACUACUGAACAACAGAAAAGAGUGGAAAGCCCUGGCAGAUGAGUAUGACGAGAAAAUGAAAGCUUUAGAGGAAAAACAAAAGAAAGAAGAAGAGAAAAUGGCUGCCAGUAGAGGUUAG
Podarcis lilfordi (Lilford's wall lizard) is the source of this 24861-nucleotide messenger RNA. NCBI's taxonomy places the organism in Eukaryota, Metazoa, Chordata, Lepidosauria, Squamata, Lacertidae. The record is from the annotation of a GenBank genome assembly.